AUGUGUGGGAGAUAUGCCCUAAAUCUAAAUUCCGAGACUAUUGUUGAUGAGUUCAGAGCCAGAAAUGUGGACUUAGAAGCCAAGCAAAUGCCUAGUUUCAAGGAGAGGUACAAUGUAGGACCCACACAGGAAGUUCCUGUGUUCCACGACUCGCAUUUGCAGCUGAUGAAGUGGGGGAUGAUUCCGUUCUGGACCAAAGACUUGAGCAAAGCGACACCUUGGAAGACGUUCAAUGCACGAGCAGAGUCUGUUUUUAAGAGCAGAUUAUGGAAACCGUCGUUGAAUCACAAGCGGUGUGUAGUUCCAAUCAGUGGAUACUACGAAUGGCAGGGGAAAAAGGGCGAGAAGACGCCUUAUUUCAUCCGCAGAAAGGAUAAGAAGGUGAUGUUCUUGGCUGGUUUGUUUGAUAUGGUGGAGCUGAAAGCGGACCAGAAGACCAAGGAGGACCCAGAUGGAGAGACUCAACAGUUGUGGAGUUUCACGAUAAUAACGGGUCCAGCUCCGAAGGAGCUUGAAUGGUUACACGAACGCAUGCCCGUGGUUCUUGAGCCGAACUCAAAGCAAUGGGAAAGCUGGCUUGAUCCUAAGCGGGAUAGCUGGUCAGAAGAUGAGAUUAUGGACGAGUUGAAGCCCGUGUGGCGGGAGUCUGAGUACGAGUGGUAUCCAGUGCCUAAGGAGGUGGGCAAUGUGCAAAAUAACGAGAAACGGUUGAUGGAAAAGGCGAUCCCUAAAUCUGCACCUGCUGGUGCUGCUGCUGCAAAGAAACCAAGAGGCGGUAUUGAUUCCUUCUUUAAGCAGAAGAAGGAGGAGGAGGAGCAGGAUGAUGAGACAAAGCCAAAACGCCAUUUGAAGCGGGAAGAAGAAUCCUCUAACGAUCUGGAAGCACCCCAAAAGAAGGUAAAGAAAGAGUAA
This is a messenger RNA of Kluyveromyces marxianus DMKU3-1042, 912 nucleotides long. RefSeq names its product putative peptide hydrolase. Gene Ontology annotation, biological process: DNA damage response. The record is from RefSeq and is a predicted model, not a curated record. NCBI's taxonomy places the organism in Eukaryota, Fungi, Ascomycota, Saccharomycetes, Saccharomycetales, Saccharomycetaceae. The coding region runs from base 1 to 912 and encodes 303 amino acids. Gene Ontology annotation, molecular function: single-stranded DNA binding. The transcript has a single exon.